Epithele typhae is the source of this 3573-nucleotide messenger RNA. RefSeq lists its product as uncharacterized. Bases 1 to 3573 code for a protein of 1190 amino acids. The transcript is spliced from 14 exons. The record is from RefSeq and is a predicted model, not a curated record. NCBI's taxonomy places the organism in Eukaryota, Fungi, Basidiomycota, Agaricomycetes, Polyporales, Epitheliaceae.
AUGCCCAACCAGGCCGGCUGGUCGCUGUCGCCGCGGAAAAGGCCCAUCAACGGCCGUCAUCGGAACCCUCGAGCACCAUGUCGGAACUUCAGAGCCAGCUCCAGGAACUCAGCACUCCUUGGCGCCGCGCAGCACGUCGAAAAUGCUCGCACACUGGAGAACAUGCUCACCAAGCACGGCGCCAUCAAGCAGGAAGUCGGCUCGCUGAGGGCGGCGAUGGAGGAGCACAACUUCUGGCUCACAAACGCCCGUCGACCGCACGAUCAACCCGAAGAUGACGAUUUCGCAUCGGACGAUGAGGAGCUAGGGCCGAACUCGUCCUGGCGACCUGCCGCCGCCCUCCGCCAGACGCCCCCUCCCCCUCUCCUCCCUCCCCGGCACGCUACCGCCGAAUCCGCGAUCUCCGUCCUCGGGUCCAAGGUCUCCUCGCGCAAGAACCUCGUCCUCGAGACGUUACCGAGCAGCUCGUGCAAGCGCCGUCUGAGUCCGCCCGCGUCGCACCGCAAGAGUCCACCGUCCCCGUCGCCGCGGUCAAAGAGGCGCAGACGGGAGCCCACUCCAGGCCUCGUGACCAAGAAGCGCGUCCGGUACCAAGGCCCCGCAGCUCAGCUCCACGAGUGGUUCCUCCGCUACACCCACGACUGGAUCCUCAACGACAGCCAAGAUGGCGUGUUCGAGUUCUCCUUCACCUGCCCUGUCGCGUUCUUUGGCGUCGCUCCCGCGGUUCCUCAAGCGUCCGUCCUACACAGCGUUCGUCCGCCGGUUCGUCCCCACUGCAAGUCCUUCCCGCACUAUGGUCCUUCGCUCGCGUACGUCAAAGCGAAGGACGUGGUCGUGGACGUCAAAGCGUGCAAGAAGCGCCAACUUCACCGCGGCCGGCAGCGCAAGGCUCGCACGCUUGGGGCUCAGAAGCCGGACCGCGCGCAGGCCAUUCUAUGCGAUGCGACCGAGGAGGAGACCGUGGACCACAUGGCGGUUGCCGACGAGGACGUGACGAUGUCGCCUGCGACCGACCUGCAACUCGAGGACGCACGGGACAUGCUGUCAUCCCUGACGCUCACGGAGGCAGACGAUGUUCCCAUGGCGUACGAGGAGAACCCAGCAGCAGGUGUCGAGCCUCUCAAGGCGGCGGCCGCGCCUGUGGCCUUCACGCGUCCUUCCCCUGCCACCAUCACUGCUGCGAAGCCCGUCAUCGUUCCCGAUGAGCCCAAGACCGCCGAGGAGCCCAAGGCCGUCGUCGUCGUGGAGGGACCCAAGACCACCACUCCCGUUGUCCAGAAGCCCAAGGUCGUCUUCGUCGUCCUCAUCGUCGACAAGCCCAAGGCCGAUGCUGUUGAGGAGACCAAAGCGAGCAUUGUUCCUGAUGAGCCGCUAGCCGUCACCGCCGAGCCUCGGGGUGACGUCGUCGCUGAAGAUCUCAAUGCCACUCCACUGCUGCGCACACAGAACGGCGACGCGAUUUUGCAAAGCUCCAUUCUAACAGCCUCGGCGAUGUCGUCAACCUCCCAGCCCUCGCUCCAGGCUCUCUGCCGAGCCCACUCGUUCCCAGAACUGCCAGAACUGGAGGGCACGCGCUGUGUCGCAAGGACGGACCUCAGUUCCCCGUCAAUCUCGCCCUCACCUGCCGACGACAGUGUGACCAAUCGGGGCGUGAUGACUCGAAACGUCCACCACUCCGGCUUCUUCGCAGUGGCGUGCAAGGCGGAAAUUAGAACCCUCAUGGGUUUGUUGAGACAUCUGACAAGGUAUAAAGCUUUGCACAACUUCCCUCUCUUCUCCCCACCGGGCUCCGAUUCUCGCAUCGCACAUCGCGCCGAUGAAGACGACGACGGCUGGUCCUUAUUGGGCUCACGGCCGGAUACGACUGCCGGACUCGCCGAAUAUCGCAAUGCAUACCAUGACCUUGAGCUGAAGUACUCUUCGCUCUUGACUGAUAACCGACAACUCCAAGAGCAGGUCAAAGUGCUCAAAGAGAUGCUUCCGGCUUCGAAGCGCAAGAACCUACCAACCUCGACCUAUGAAGCGUCAUUGUCGGAAUCCCUGUCACGCUCGGCCCAACUCUACAUGUUUCGUACCUGCUUCUGGGUACCUGCAUCGCUCUUCACGCAGAGUACCCGGCCUGCUGGAGUCGAUCCGGGAAACUACGGUUGGAGGUGGCCCAACGGCGCGACGAUCGGCGAUAUCAUCAAGUCGGACUCUGCCAGUGCACCCGAUCCACGGGUAUCCGACGCCGCCAAUCGCAACGCUCUUGUUUCCCAGUCACGCCGUAACGAUGCCCGUCUCGCUGAGCUUAUCGAUGACCUGCCGAGAGAUCUCCGAGAGAUCUUCGACAAAACUUGGAUGCGCUCUGUAUUCGCCGACAGGGUUCAGAAGACGAAAAACAACUGCCUCAACAACUGCAAGGCGGCACGUAGCGCCAUCUUCUCGCACAUGGCAGAUCUCCAGGAUGUGCCGUGGUCGGGCUCGACUAACGAUAUGAAGGACCACGAUCAUCUCUCAUUCCUUCGAGGCGAUAAUCAAGACUCGAGAAACCACUACUAUCCUUUCUUGUUCCCCGGUAUUGAGCACGAAAAGCUCGAGGUGAAGUUGUUUCGCACAGCUUGCAUCGCAAAGACUCUUCGUGUGCUUCUGUACGGAGCCACUGGUGCGAACGAGGGUCACAAGCCUACCAACAAGAGUCUCGCGAAGAAGCUCGAAAUUGCUACUGUCACGCCAGGCAUGAUUGCGAUGGCGGCCACAGUGACGCGUUUCCUUCUCUCCUACGACACCGAGUUCAAUCCUGUCGGGCCGAACACGAGCUGGUCCUACGAAGGGGACUACGAAACCUGGUACCGGUUCCUGACUGUCAAUUGGGAGACAAACAAUUUGCAAGCCACACGUUCUUACUUCGACCAGCACGUCUUCGGUGUCGUCGGUGGUGAGACAAUCCCCAUGGACAUCGGUGACGACGUCACUCUGGAUGUGCAGUACAUGCAGCCUGGCAACCUCGACGACUUUGCAUACGACGACGACGACGACGACUUCUCAUCUCACCGGCAUGCCAGAGCGCAGAGGCUUACCCACUCGUCAAGCACCGGUAGCCAGCCUCAGCCGACCUCCAACACCGGUCCGGACUUGAAUCCCUCCACGGUAUCCACGAUCAGCUCCGAUAUAUCUUCCUCCACUGCACCUUCUCAGUUUCCACAUACCAUUCCUCUCACUCCCCCUGCAAGUUCGUUGGCGUCCGUGUCUAGCCCCCUCCCCUCCAACACCACAACAACCCCUACUCUCGUCGCCACUACCCCGACUGGCGCCGGUGCCGCUCUAACGGGCGUUUCUGAUGCCGUUGUGUCCACGUUGCAUUCCGCUCUCCUGCCAACUUCUCCUGAUCCAGUUGAGAACGACCUCGUACCCGCCAUGGCAUCGUCCAUGUCCAUCUCUGCAGCAGAGGAGGCCGCCCCGCAGACGCGCAACACUUCCCGGACCACUCGUGCGGGCGCCUCGAGGAGAAGCAGCCGCGCUGCUGAAUCGGAGGCUGAGGCUCCCGUGCAGAGCGGCCGCCGGUCCACACGCAAGCGUGGAGGUGUGGUGUAG